ACAAGCUGCCAUGGAACUGAGGUGCGGGAUGAGGACCACCAAGUGCCAGCUGCUGGUGACCAGCCUCUGUGUCAUGCUGCUGGGGCUCUCCAUUGCCACACUGAGCACAGUCGCCCACUAUGGGCUCCGUUUCACCCUCAUCAGCAACGUCUCCCUGGACAGCAACGCCUACAAGGUCAUCCACCACUCAGCUUUCUACUUUGGGAUCUGCCUGAGCAUGACCCUGAUCCUGGCAGCCCUGCUGAGCUCUGCUGCCACGGUGCGGGAAUCGCAGUGCCUCACUGCCAUGGGAUUUUUCUGUUUUGCUCUGGCCUUUUGUGGAUUGAUCCCAGCUGCCUGCUGGAGAUACACACACAGCACGGAGGUGGAAGACAGCAUGAUGGAUGUGUAUGAUUUUGUGUAUGAGGAGGUGAGGAGGAACACCUCCAGCUUCAGGAGACAUGAACUGACUGCCAUCCAUGAAGCAUUCCUUUGCUGUGGGAAGCACUCUCCUUUUGGGGACACAACCGAUGUUGAGAACACGACAUGCCCACCCAACCAAGUGCACAAUGAAGGACAGGACUGCCUGCGAGAGAUCCAGGACUUUCUGAAGAAGCACAUGGACUUUGUCUUCUCACUCCUGGGCAUCGCCAUUGGCUUCACGGUUUAUGGGAUGUUCCUAACUUCAUUCCUCUGGUUCUCCAUCCACUUCAGCAGCAACCUGUACUGGAAAGGCAAAUACACCCUGCGGGAGAGGUAGAAACCUGAUGCCUGGGCAUCCCUACCAGGCAGAGCCAGCUCUUGGCACAGGAAGAUGUCUGAAGUCACCCACAAAUUGCCCCGGGAAGGUAUUGUGUGGGAUCAGGUGAUGGGAUAUGUGUCACACAUUUCCCUUUCCUGCACUACAACUGGGCUCAGAGAUGCAGACUCCCUCAAUGGGAGACGUACAGGCUGUGGCUCCACAAGAAGGACACAAGGAGUUCUUUACAACCAAAUGGAGAGAAAAGCCCAGCAAAAAUCACAGAAUUAAACCAAACUUCUCUCUUGCUGUCGUCUGAGCAGUUCCCUGUGACCCCCAAAGAUGCAAUGUUUCUAGGAAGAUGGCUUUGGAUCGCAGCCCAGGAUCAAUGUUGCACUAUCAGUAAAUAAAUGACAGGAAGUGUGUCACCACUGAUGCAAAAUGUGCUUUCCCAGAGUGGAACUUGCAAUGAUUAACUUUGGGCAUUUUUCUGAUCAUGCUGGAUGCUACAUAGGUAUCCAAUGACUGUCAGCUAGUUUUCCUGUUUUCACGUGUUGCCAAAUUUAUAGAACUUUUGGUAGAGAUCAGAACAAAAAGUGAGAAAGUAGUGAAUGAGUUUUGAAACAACUGACCUACAGAAGGAUGUAUAUCUGUUAUUCCUCCUUGCUAAUGCAAUUCAACUUUUUUUUUUUUUUAAUUCUUAGGAUUUAGUCAGCCUUCUAAAUCUUGAUGCCACACUGAUUCCACAGGGGCUUGUUAAGCCACACCUGUGUCUAAUUCUGGGCCCCUUAAUUUAGGAAGGAUGUUGACAUACUCAAACACAUUCAGAGAAGAUCCAGAAGGCUGGUGAGGGUUCUGGAACACAAACCCUGUGAAGACUGGCUGAGGAAGCUGGGGUUAUUUAGACUGGAAAAAAGGAGUCUUGGGGUGACCUUAUCACUCUCUACAACUGCCUGAAAGGAGGGUGUAGCCAGGUGGUGGUUGGUCUCUUCUCCCAGGCAACCAGUGACAGGAUGAGAGAGCACAGUCUUAAGCUGUGCCAGGGGAAGUUUAGGCUAGGCAUUAAAGAAAAAUUCUUCACAGAAGAAGGGAUUGGGCAUUGGAAUGGGCUGCCCAAGGAGGUGGUGGAGUCACCAUCCCUGGAGGUGUUUAAAAAAAGCCUGGACGUGGCACUCAGUGGCAUAGUUUAGUUGAUAAGGUGGUGUUAGGUCAUAGGUUGAACUUGAUCUCCAAGGUCUUUUCCAACCUGGCAAACUGUGUGAUUCUGUAACUUCUGGCCCCAGCUCUGUGUUUAUCAGGCUUUGCUAACCCACUGUGCUCUUGUGGUAAAAGGACUUUGAUAUUACACAUACAAACAGGAGUUUAAAUCUAUAAGAGAACGGGACUGAUCUGCAGCCAGGUCAAACAAUACAAUGUCCAACUCCACGUCCUUUUUACAUCACAAGAGUUGUGUUGUGAAGGGCUGAAGGAGGGCUGUCUUCUCAUUCCACACCCGUGGAGCCAGCAGAGCUUCACUGUUGACUUCACUGGAAGCAGGAUGAAGUUCAAACUGCCCCAGUGUAUAUUCAAGCUACCUUCUGGCAGUCACCAACACACCUCAGUCUGGCAGGGAAUUGGGUAUGAUAUGCACUUCCCAGCUUAUGCACUUUCUAGUGGGGAAGUAUUCACUUAGACAUGUAUAUGUAUCAUCACGUAUAUUGAUCUCUGGAAAGAGACAAUCUCCCUUGUGAGCUCCAGCUGCUACUGUCAGGCUACUGCUACUGUUAUUCCUCAGGCCAGCUGGCAGCCCAUGUGAUUCAUGGUUGCUUCAAUAAAGAUGAAUUUCUUGCAAAAGGA
Messenger RNA from Agelaius phoeniceus (red-winged blackbird), 2554 nucleotides. It is a transcript of the gene TSPAN32, whose product is annotated as tetraspanin 32. Gene Ontology annotation, cellular component: membrane. Lineage: Eukaryota; Metazoa; Chordata; Aves; Passeriformes; Icteridae. The record is from RefSeq and is a predicted model, not a curated record.